AUGGAGGAUAUUGCUAAAUCUGACGAGUACGCAGAAAAGAUUCGAAAGCUAGAAGAGAAAUGGAAGUUCCGUAAAAUUCCACUCCCAACAGAUGAUCGGUUGAUUAUGUUGCGUUUAAGAGAAAUUGGGGAACCCAUCAAAUUGUUUUCGGAGAGUUUUGAAGACCGUCGCGAGAGACUUAGAAAUUCACUUACGAAGGUUGGCUCCGACCAGGGGUUCCCACAGUGCGCCUUUCAGGUCAAAAAAGAUGAGGAAAGGAAAACUGAACUUCAUUACACCGAGGGAUGUGAAGAACUUUUGGAGGUGAGGCGGUGGAUUUUAGUCGACUCAAUACUCAGGGCAUCCAAUAGACACACCGAAUUGAAACAAAAGUAUUGUUUGGACAAUCCAAAAGAACAACUAGGGGUGGAUUUCGGACAUGUGAACAAUAAAUACAAAGAAAAGUAUCGAGUUGUCUCGUCAUUUGUAGCAGAUGAUCUUCGUGUUUUAAAAUGCGAUGCGAGGGGAAGUGAUGUUAUUACAGGAGGGGGUGACGGUCAUGUUAGACUUUUUGAUGUGGAAAACGGACAACUUAAAAAAGACUUUGCCACUCCAUCACAAAUAUAUUCGUUGCAAUACAGCCCUGAUAUUGAGUCUCCGAUUGAAGUUGUGUCUGGAGGACAAGAUGGGUGCAUUAGAAUUUUCAUGAAAAACACGGGUGAACCGUUGAUACUCAAAGCACAUGAAGACCGAGUGAACUCUCUGAAUUUUCAUCCCUCAGGAAGAUUUUUACUGAGCGCAUCACACGACUCAUUAAUCAAAAUGUGGGACUUAGAAAUUGGUGCAUGUGUGCUGACACAGACAGGUCAUGUGAAACCAGUGAGAAGCGUCGUUUGGCAACAAGAUGGUGGGGUAUGUGUGAGUGGUGGAGAUGACAAGUAUAUCAGUAUGUGGGAUAUACGGAGUGGGAAACGUGUUUUGAAAUUUGAAGGACACUCAGGCAGCGUCACAUCGUUAGAUUGGCACUGUGAUGGAAUGGUUUUAGCAUCCUCAUCUGAGGACAACACUGUUAAACUAUGGGAUGUGAGAAUGAAAAAGUGUGGGUUCACAAUACCGGCACACAACAAUAUUGUGAUGGCCACAAAAUUCAAAAGUGAUGGGAAUUAUUUGUUGACAUCAUGUUUUGACCACUCUGUCAAAUUGUUUGAUGUGAGGAACUGGGAAUGGAAAGAAGUAGAAAGGUUUGAAGCCCAUUCCAAAGCAGUCACAGAUAUCGCGUGGAUCAACAAUGGUUUUGUUUCGUGUGGACUUGACAAAACACUGAAAGUUUAUUUGAAUACUGAUUGA
Molecule: messenger RNA, 1326 nt
Organism: Entamoeba invadens IP1
Lineage: Eukaryota; Evosea; Mastigamoebida; Endamoebidae
Product: U4/U6 small nuclear ribonucleoprotein Prp4, putative
Exons: 1
Coding region: 1-1326 (441 amino acids)
Biological process (GO): mRNA splicing, via spliceosome
Cellular component (GO): U4/U6 x U5 tri-snRNP complex
Molecular function (GO): U4 snRNA binding; U6 snRNA binding; protein binding
Source: RefSeq, a predicted model, not a curated record